UUUCUUCUCAAAAAACAAAAAGCCUCAUCCCUUUUUUUUGCAUCUCCAUUGCAAUGUCCUCAAGUAAAUUACCUGUUGAAAUUUUAGAAAAAAUAUUUCGAAAUGUCAAAAGUCAAGACGAAGACCAACUCAUUCAUUGCACAUUGGUCUGCAAAUCUUGGCACGAACCAGCUCUUAGACUCUAUUAUGAAACUCUUAUAUUAUCAGGCGAUCCACGCAAACUACUUUUUCGACUUUCAAACCAACCUCAGGGAAAAAAUCUUGGUGAUUGGGUCAAGCAGCUCUCAGCUGUCUGUGACCUUGAACAUCUCAGCCAACACGGAUACUUUCAAUUGUUGUCGUAUUUACCGCAUUUGAACGUGAUUAAUGUAGAGCAGAGUUUUAGCAAAAGUUUCCAUCUGACUUGGUUGUUGAAUCGAAACGAUGAUUCAUGCGUCAAGAACUUGCAUACAAUCGUUGCAGGGGCUAAUGGCAUGACCCAAUAUGAAUAUAGAAUUUAUUUCGCUUGUGCCUAUAGCUUUCGUCUAUCACUAAGAUACCUAGAACUAGUCUAUGUAGGUGGUACCAUAAAUAAUAUGGGCGGGCUAUCGGGAACACAUGUAUCGUUUUUAAAAGACUUUAAAUAUCUUACCAAACUUUCCGUAAGCAAUCUCUCUUUUAAAAGAGGUGAUCGAACUCUCAAAAUGCUUUCUAUCCUUCAAUACUGCCCCAGACUUACCAGUCUUUCGUUUGUGAGCGAUUAUUUUGACCCUCAAGAACAAGUACCAAGUCUAAAUCCUGGGUUUCGCUUAGCACUGAAAGAUGUGAGUCUUUGCAUUCCGAAUUUAAGCAGGUCUCAAAUCAAUUAUAUUGCAUCAAAUUUUCCUGCCUUGGAUAAAUUUGAUGUGGUCUUAACUAACACUGAAACAGAUGAAUGGUUAGAAACCAAUGGAGAAGCAUGUAUCCAGCUAUUAGGAGAAUACUUGGGUAGUGUCAGGGAGGUCUGUUUUAAUAUCUCGCGUUUUAUGCCUAAUCGAUACCCACCCUUAUCUAUACUUACCUCACAAACUCUUUCUAAUUAUUGGCCAUUUAUCUUUGCAAUGAUUGGACACCACAGACAACUCAGCUGUCACAUAUCCGUUCGGCUGGACGAAAGGUCGAGUUAUAAAUGCAGUAAUGCUAACAAUCUCUUAAUUAAAAGAAAUGACAGGAGUAUGUACCUUACGUAUAUUUUGGACACAACAGACCUUAUUUCGCAGCAUUAUUUUGAAAUCCCUAAUUCAAUACAAUCACUUAUACCUUUACCGUCAGAGAACAGUUCAUUGGGUAACCAACAUAUUAUAUCGGUGGAAGUGGCUGUGGGUACACCUGACGGUUUAUCCUUUGUCAUGCCUAUCUCAAAGUGUUUUCGAUUACUUCGAUCCAUUAUAAAAGAAUACUCACGCUUGAAUUUGAUCAUGUUCUCCACAUACACUCCCCACCACGAAAUGUACAACUUAAAAUUUGGAUCCAGUAUAAGAGAUUGCCUAUUAAGCACAAAACAGGGGCAUGAAUUUUUCAAGAUGGAUCCUCAAAGAUAUAAAGCCGUAACAACUCCUACUGUAGAGAAUCUAACACAUGUGCUCUUAAAAAGUACGACGUUAGAACAGUUUGAUUUUCAUGUCAUGGCAAAUCUACUUGAAUAUAUCCACUAUUUAAAAAUUGUAGAUUGUCAUAUCUCAACUGAUGAAAAUGGUAACACGACUGUGGAUUUGAGCUAUAUGAAAAGCCUAAAGCAACUAGUUUUUGACGUUGGAUUUUUGAAACAUGACCGAUGCAGUCAAAUAAAUAUUCAAGUGGAAUACCUGAAAGAAAAUUUUGUAAAGUCAUUCAAAUGGAGAAGGGCGUUUAUUCGUGGGAAAGAAUCGGAAUUUUCAGAAUCUACAUCAGCACGUUAUCAUAUCCACAAAUGGUUACAUGCUACUAAAAACUCAAACACAAGUCUUCUUUUUAUAAAGUGUUAUAACAUUGACCAAAUCGAUAUUUGUUUACACAAAGAUCAUGUCGCUGCUACCUUUCUUCACCCGAAACUAUCCAUGUAAACCAAUUGUAAUAAACGAUAGAUUAAUUGAAACUUUAUUUGUUUAAUCGACUGUUAAGACAAUUU
Mucor mucedo is the source of this 2125-nucleotide messenger RNA. RefSeq lists its product as uncharacterized. The record is from RefSeq and is a predicted model, not a curated record. Bases 54 to 2060 code for a protein of 668 amino acids. NCBI's taxonomy places the organism in Eukaryota, Fungi, Mucoromycota, Mucoromycetes, Mucorales, Mucoraceae. Gene Ontology annotation, molecular function: protein binding. The transcript has a single exon.